Ciona intestinalis (vase tunicate) is the source of this 763-nucleotide messenger RNA. The record is from RefSeq and is a predicted model, not a curated record. Lineage: Eukaryota; Metazoa; Chordata; Ascidiacea; Phlebobranchia; Cionidae.
CGAGUGGCGGAAAAACAAGAGUCGUUAUAACACGGGUGUUAUGUUUUGUUUUCACCUGGUGAGUCGUGCCGCUUAUAAUAACAGCAGCGGCGAGCCCUGAACCUAGAUUAGAGGCGCGCCAACCACUCUGCCACCAAACUUAACAAGAUGCAAAGUUUUAUUGAUUCUCUUUUCUUUUAUCGAGUUGUAUACCAUUGACAAACUAGAUUUGCAUAAACUUUAAAAUCUCUUUAUUACAUUUUACAUAAUGUUGGAUACUUGUCUGGAACCAUCUGGUGCACAUAGCUCAAAAGAUGGCCAGCCAAGAAAAGGAAAGACAAAACAAGCCCAAACUGGAGCUGGAAAUAAAGCAGUUUCGAAAAAAGUGAAAAAGAAGUCAUCAGAUUCAAACUUACGACCAAUUAUCAUUGGAUUGGCUGUGGUUACUUUGGUUGGUGGAGCUGCAGGAAUAGCUGUCUUUUUUUUGCAAGAUAGAACCACAGCUUGCGAUGAUGCAGAAGCCAACAAUGAUCCAGUUGCUAUUGGUGAAUGUACACUUCUGAAAUGCAAGUUCGAUAUAAGCACAUGCACACUGCCAUGUCCGUUUGGAUACACCUCGAAAAGUGAUGAUGAUGUAUGUCCACUGAGUUGUACGUGUGCUUCCAAAGGAAAUUUUGAGGGGGAUGUUCAUUUUGUUGGGGAAGAUUUGCCUCAUUUGCUGGAUACAUACGGUUACAUGACAAAGAUGAUGAGAAUUUUCACUGUUUGUUGCCAGUUUUCUUAA